This is a messenger RNA of Medicago truncatula (barrel medic), 1616 nucleotides long. RefSeq names its product serine/threonine protein phosphatase 2A 57 kDa regulatory subunit B' beta isoform. The record is from RefSeq and is a predicted model, not a curated record. Gene Ontology annotation, molecular function: protein phosphatase regulator activity. Gene Ontology annotation, biological process: signal transduction. Bases 202 to 1551 code for a protein of 449 amino acids. NCBI's taxonomy places the organism in Eukaryota, Viridiplantae, Streptophyta, Magnoliopsida, Fabales, Fabaceae. Gene Ontology annotation, cellular component: protein phosphatase type 2A complex. The transcript is spliced from 2 exons.
CAUCCAAAGGUAAGGAUAAGGCAUGUCUUGUUAUAAUGUCACAACACAAGAAUUUCAAAUUGUUCUAAUGGUUUUGGUAACAGUUUGGACAUUCCUAAGCUUCUUGUUGCAAAGGAAUCUCCGUCUUCUUACCUUUUAAAUUGAAACUCAAAACACACAAGUUCCUUCCUGAUCCUCAAACAGAGAAGAAAAAGAAACAAAAUGAGUAGCCAGAAAAUCACACAACCACCAAACCAAAAAACACUUCAUGAAUUUUUUGUGCAAGAAAAGCCUCUUUUUUCAAUACCAUCUUCUCCUACUUCAGGAAAUGAAGAAAUUCUCUCUACUGUUUCUUACUGCACCUUUGUUUUCACCUUCACUGACCCUUCAGAAUCCCCUGCACAAAGAGACUCUAAAAGACUUCAACUUUCAAGGCUCAUUGCUAUGAUGAAAUCCUCAAAAAAACCAGUCCAUGAGAAAGUUUUAAGACCUUUAGUAUCAAUGAUCAAAGCCAAUCUUUUCAGGCCACUUCCUCCACCUACAAAUCCUUCAGCUAUAUCAGAAUUUCUUGAUGAAGAAGAUCCUAUUUCCAUAUUUUCACCUUUAUGGUCACAUCUACAAAUAGUUUAUGAAAUCCUUCUUAGGCUUGUUAAUAGCACAGACACCAAAAUACUUAGAAAUUAUAUGGAUCAUUCUUUCCUCCUUAAUCUGUUAACGCUUUUCCAAUCCGAAGAUCCGAGGGAACGCGAAAGUUUGAAAAAUGUAUACCACAAGAUAUAUUCUAAGUUCGUUUGCGACCGUUCUGCGAUGAGGAAAUCGAUGACAGAUGUUUUGUUGAACUAUGUUUUUGAGACAGAAAAGCAUUAUGGUAUUGCAGACUUGCUUGAGAUAUGGGGAACUAUUGUUAAUGGAUUUACCGUGCCACUCAAGGAAGAACACAAGUUGUUUCUUAUGAGAGUGUUGAUUCCUUUACAUAAGACUAAAGGGAUGCAAGUUUAUCAUAGACAACUUGCUUAUUGUAUAUCACAGUUUGUGCAGAAGGAGCCUAUGCUUGGAGGUGUUGUUGUUAGGGGAAUUUUGAGGUAUUGGCCUGUUAGUAACUGUCAGAAAGAAAUUUUGUUGAUUGGUGAGUUGGAAGAUCUUGUAGAGAAUUUGGAUCCCGAUCAAUAUCGAAAGUUGGCCUUGCCUAUAUGUACUCAGAUUACAAAAUGCAUCAACAGUUGGAAUUCUCAGGUAGCUGAGAGGGCACUGUAUGUGUGGAACAACGAGCAGUUCUACAAAAUGGCAACAACAGGAACGGUAGAAGUACUUCCGGUGAUAGUACAAGGUGUUGAGAAGAACCUGAAGUUGCAUUGGAGCAAGAGUGUUAGGCAGCUAACAGAAAGUGUGAAGGUGGUGGUGGAAGAUAUUGAUCCUGAUCUAUAUGCAAAAGCUCAAAUGGAUUUGAAAGUUAAAGAAUCAGUGGCACAUCAAGAAGAUAUGAAUAGAAAAAAGAGAUGGGAAAGAAUUGAAUUGGCAGCUUCUAAGAAUCAAUUUGUCAAUCCACAACGAUACAUAUGUGUUUCCCACUGAAUAUUAAUAAUUUAAUGUAUGCAACAUAUAUUUCCUGUCAAUCCAACCUUCUUAAUCAUAAGAAA